AGUUCUUCUUCUCCUCUAUAAUUCUCCUCCCAUUUUCUGUCUCUGGUUUUACCGCUGUUGAUCUAGGCCUUCUCUGUUCUCAGCAGCCGCCUGCUGCCGGGAACAGCGACGGCCACCCGCAGCGCUGGUGACAAGUGAAACCUCUCUCUGUCUUUUUCUUGUUUUCUUCUCUCUUUUGGCUCGUCUUAACCCACGUUUCUCUUCAGAGGCUCCGUUGACUCUCUUUGCGUGGUUUGAGAGCCACAACGCAGCUGCUCCAAAUGCCUAAUCCACCGCUAUCUGCCGGCCGUCAUCCGCAGCGAGUAUCGUAGGCCGGACCUCACUGAUCGACGAGUACAGGGAUGGCAACUCAUUCUAAGGCAAACCAGAACGUGGAGUGUGAGGAGGAGUAUGUCUUGAUUGACCUAGAUGAUGUUUGUGGGCAAGUUGAUAUUUCAUCUAAUUCAUCAUAUACACUCUCGGGUUUGGAUACUACUACUCCAACACUAACCAUCGGCGACAAAGUGAUGAUUGGAGAGUAUCAAGAGACAAUUGGAACAUGCUUCAUAUUAUCUGAAACAACUGAGGAAGAGGCACCAUCGAUAAACAAGGAAAGUCGUUCAGCUGAUGCAGAACUUUUUGCAGGAAAAUGUGCGGCUGAUCCAAAUAAGAAACCCUUUAAGCAAAUCAAUACCAUUUGCAAGCUUCAUAAGGUUCUUAAAUUUAGGCUCCAAUCCAAUGGUAACUCAAAGUUGUCAAAUGAUGCAUGAAUUUUGGUGCUUAAUUUGGUCUCAGUUUUUCUACAUAUUGUAAAAUGUUCGUUCAUGUAAAGAUCCUAUUAAAGUACUUCAGUUGUCUUAUUGGAAAUAUUUUCAGUAGCUUUACAACUGCAACA
Messenger RNA from Nymphaea colorata (pocket water lily), 874 nucleotides. RefSeq lists its product as uncharacterized. The transcript is spliced from 5 exons. Bases 342 to 749 code for a protein of 135 amino acids. The record is from RefSeq and is a predicted model, not a curated record. NCBI's taxonomy places the organism in Eukaryota, Viridiplantae, Streptophyta, Magnoliopsida, Nymphaeales, Nymphaeaceae. Gene Ontology annotation, biological process: transcription by RNA polymerase III. Gene Ontology annotation, cellular component: transcription factor TFIIIC complex.